AGAGGAAUUCGUAGCAAAGGUUUUAGAGGCUUCAGAAAAAUUAAGCGAGGCGAGGGCUAUGUUGGCACUAAACAGGGGGUUUAACCGCACGCUCUUCUCCAACUUCAACUUUCCCAAAGCUCUCUCUGGUUCUGUCUUAAUCCCUCUCAUGGCUUCUCCCUCAACUGUUUCUUCUCCUGCCUACUCCACUGGAUCCCCUUACCAGCAUCCACCAAACCGAGUAGGCACUCACAAUGGAAGCUUUCACUGCGACGAGGCUCUUGGCUGCUUUAUGAUUCGUCUCACCAACAAGUUCUCCAAUGCCGAAAUUGUCCGCUCCCGCGACCCUCAGGUGUUGGAGGGUCUGGAUGCUGUGCUUGAUGUCGGGGGCGUAUAUGAUCCAAGUCGUGACCGUUACGAUCACCAUCAGAAGGGAUUUGAGGAGAUCUUUGGACAUGGGUUCACUACCAAGCUUAGCAGCGCUGGUCUUGUUUAUAAGCACUUUGGGAAGGAGAUAAUAGCUAAGGAGCUGCAGCUUGAUGAAGGGCACCCAGAUGUGCAUCGGUUGUUCUUGGCUGUUUACAAAAGCUUCAUGGAGGCAAUUGAUGCCGUUGACAAUGGAAUCAAUCAGUAUGACACAGACCUGCCUCCAAGAUAUGUGAAUAAUACACAUUUGUCUUCAAGGGUUGGGAGAUUGAAUUUGGAUUGGAUUGAUCCUGAUCAAUCACCUGAGAAGGAGAAUCAGGCCUUCCAACAAGCAAUGGCGCUGGCAGGCAGUGAGUUUUUAGAUAAUGUUCGCUUUCAUGCAAGGUCUUGGUUACCAGCACGGUCAAUUGUAAUGGAGUGUCUUGCAGCUAGAUUUGAUGUCGACCCUAGUGGUGAAAUUAUGGUUUUGGCUACAUUCUGUCCUUGGAAACUUCACUUAUUCGAGCUUGAGGAGGAACUGAAGAUUGACCCUUCAAUUAAAUAUGUUCUUUAUCAGGAUGACAGGAGUAAACAUUGGCGAGUGCAGGCAGUGGCAAUAGGUGCAGAUAGAUUUGAAAGCCGGAGGCCUCUACCAGCUCAGUGGCGAGGUCUUAGGGAUGAUGAGCUCUCAAGGGAAUCUGGAAUCCCUGGUUGUGUUUUUGUCCAUAUGAGCGGAUUCAUCGGUGGAAAUCAAACUUUUGAGGGAGCUCUGUCUAUGGCAAGAAAUGCACUGAAGCUGUAGAACGUAGUGGAUAGCAUUGCUGUCAUGAUCAAAGAUGGACAAUUUCAGAAUUGUAGCUGGACCUGAAUUCAUUAGUUUGUUGUCUUUAUUUUAAUCCCAUGGGUAUUGGGUGGUAGAUCUGCGGUCCACUUUAUAUUUUGCAUUCAUUCAUACGAAGAACUGUUGGCAUUUUAUUCUAACAUCUGCUCAAUUCACUAGGAAGGUUUAUCA
Hevea brasiliensis (rubber tree) is the source of this 1396-nucleotide messenger RNA. RefSeq lists its product as uncharacterized. Lineage: Eukaryota; Viridiplantae; Streptophyta; Magnoliopsida; Malpighiales; Euphorbiaceae. The transcript has 7 exons. Gene Ontology annotation, cellular component: cytoplasm; nucleus. The record is from RefSeq and is a predicted model, not a curated record. Bases 59 to 1186 code for a protein of 375 amino acids.